Molecule: messenger RNA, 1638 nt
Organism: Miniopterus natalensis
Lineage: Eukaryota; Metazoa; Chordata; Mammalia; Chiroptera; Miniopteridae
Source: RefSeq, a predicted model, not a curated record
AUGGCGCUGCUGCGGGAUGUGUCGCUGCAGGAUCCGCGGGACCGCUUCGAGCUGCUGCAGCGCGUGGGGGCUGGGACCUAUGGCGACGUCUAUAAGGCCCGCGACACGGUCACAUCCGAACUGGCCGCAGUCAAGAUAGUCAAGCUAGACCCAGGGGACGACAUCAGCUCUCUCCAGCAGGAAAUCACUAUACUGCGUGAGUGCCACCACCCCAAUGUGGUGGCCUACAUUGGCAGCUAUCUCAGGAAUGACCGCUUGUGGAUCUGCAUGGAGUUCUGUGGAGGGGGGUCCCUGCAGGAGAUUUACCAUGCCACCGGGCCCCUGGAGGAAAGGCAGAUUGCCUACGUCUGCCGAGAGGCACUGAAGGGGCUGCACCACCUGCAUUCUCAGGGGAAGAUCCACAGAGAUAUCAAGGGAGCCAACCUUCUCCUCACCCUCCAGGGAGAUGUCAAGCUGGCUGACUUUGGGGUGUCAGGCGAGCUGACGGCAUCUGUGGCUAAGAGGAGAUCUUUCAUUGGGACUCCAUACUGGAUGGCCCCGGAGGUGGCUGCUGUGGAGCGCAAAGGUGGCUACAACGAGCUGUGUGACGUCUGGGCCCUGGGCAUCACAGCCAUUGAGCUGGGCGAGCUGCAGCCCCCUCUAUUCCACCUGCACCCCAUGAGGGCCUUGAUGCUCAUGUCCAAGAGCAGCUUCCAGCCGCCCAAGCUAAGGGACAAGACUCACUGGACCCAGAAUUUCCACCACUUCCUCAAGCUGGCCUUGACCAAGAACCCCAAGAAGAGGCCAACAGCAGAGAAGCUUCUACAGCACCCAUUCACAACGCAACAGCUCCCUCGGGCUCUCCUCACGCAGCUGUUGGACAAGGCCAAUGACCCCCACCUGGGCACCCUCUCCCCAGAAGACUGUGAUCUAGAGACUUAUGACAUGUUUCCAGACACCAUUCACUCCCGGGGUCAGCAUGGCCAGGCUGAGAGGACCCCUUCAGAGAUCCAGUUUCACCAGGUGAAAUUCGGCGCUCCACGCAGGAAGGAAACGGACCCACUAAAUGAGCCGUGGGAAGAGGAGUGGACACUGCUGGGAAAGGAGGAGCUGAGUGGGAGCCUGCUGCAGUCAGUCCAGGAGGCCCUGGAGGAAAGGAGCCUGACCAUCCGGCCAGUCCUGGAACUCCAGGAGCUGGACUCUCCAGAUGAUGCCAUAGGAACCAUCAAGCGGGCCCCGUUCUUGGGGCCAUCCCCACAUAAGCCUCCAGCUGAGGACCCUCUGUCUAGCCCCCCAGGAACCCCACCCCAGCCUCUCCCAGGCCCUGAUAGCCCCCCACCUCUCCCCACCGCCUGGGCCACUGUGAAGCACCGAGGGGAUCCUGAGAGAUCAUCUUGCCAUGGGCUCCCCCCAACCCCCAAGGUGCACAUGGGUGCCUGCUUCUCCAAGGUCUUUAAUGGCUGUCCCCUGAGGAUCCACGCUGCUGUCACCUGGAUUCACCCUGUCACCCGGGAUCAGUUCCUGGUGGUGGGGGCUGAGGAAGGCAUCUACACCCUCAACCUGCAUGAACUGCACGAGGAUACACUGGAGAAGCUGAUUUCACACCGCUGCGCCUGGCUGUACUGUGUGAAUAAUGUGCUGCUGUCACUCUCAGGUACA